Molecule: messenger RNA, 1163 nt
Organism: Apis dorsata (giant honeybee)
Lineage: Eukaryota; Metazoa; Arthropoda; Insecta; Hymenoptera; Apidae
Gene: Prp18
Product: pre-mRNA-splicing factor 18
Exons: 4
Coding region: 16-1026 (336 amino acids)
Biological process (GO): generation of catalytic spliceosome for second transesterification step; RNA splicing
Cellular component (GO): U4/U6 x U5 tri-snRNP complex; U2-type post-spliceosomal complex; U5 snRNP
Source: RefSeq, a predicted model, not a curated record
UGAAAUUUUUUAAUAAUGGAUAUUUUAAAAGCAGAAAUAAUGAAGAAAAGAAAACAGUUGGAGGAAAGUAAUGUUUUGCAAAAUAACAAGAAAUAUUUUAGAAGAAGUGAAUUAAUGACAAAAGAUCAAAAAGUAAAAGAAAUACAAGAAAAUAAUAAUGAUGAUAUUAAAAUUAAUACAAUUCAACAACAAGAAGAUUCUGUAACUGAUGGUAGUUCUGAGCAUUUAACAUUACCUAGGCACGAAGUAAUUAGAAGAUUACGUGAAAGAAGUGAACCUAUAUUAUUAUUUGGAGAAUCAGAAAUAGAAGCCUUUAAACGAUUAAGAAAAUGUGAAAUUCUUGAACCUGAAGUAAAUAAAGGUUUUAGAAAUGAUUUUCAAGAAGCUAUGGAACAAGUAGAUCAAGCAUAUUUGAAUGAAAUAUUAGCUUCUUCUAAACCUCAAGAUCGCGAUGGAAAAGGAGAUGUACAUGUGCCAGAUGAAGGAGUUACUUAUGAAGAUUUACAAAAAAUGUCUAUAAAAUUAAAUAAGGGUGACAGAGAUUUUGAUUUAAAUGUCAUUACACAAUUCAUACAAUUCUUAGUACAAAUGUGGGGUAAUCAAUUAAAUAGUAGAAGUACUGCAGAAAAAAUGAGCACCAGAGGAAAAAUGGCUAGUGCUACUUAUGCCCAAACAAGAGAAUAUUUAAAACCUCUUCUUAGAAAAUUAAAAAAUAAAUCCCUUCCAGAAGAUAUUACUGAUAGUUUAACUGAUAUUGUAAAACAUUUACUUGAACGUAAUUAUAUAUUAGCAAGUGAUGCAUAUUUACAAAUGGCAAUAGGAAAUUCUCCAUGGCCUAUUGGAGUAACUAUGGUUGGUAUUCAUGCGCGUACUGGAAGAGAAAAAAUUUUCUCAAAAAAUGUGGCACAUGUAAUGAAUGAUGAAACUCAAAGAAAAUAUAUUCAAGCAUUAAAAAGACUUAUGACCAAGUGUCAAGAAUAUUAUCCUACAGAUCCAUCUCGUUGUGUAGAAUAUUCAAAAACAUAAUAUUUUUAUAUGUAAUAUACAAAUUACAUAUAAUUACAUUUUGUAUAAUAUAUAAUUGUAAAAUAUUUAACAUAUAAUAUACAUUAUCAAUAUUUUAUUUUUUCUUACUAGCAUUAUAAUUAAAUUAUAUAUAAAAA